Molecule: messenger RNA, 1050 nt
Organism: Rhizoctonia solani
Lineage: Eukaryota; Fungi; Basidiomycota; Agaricomycetes; Cantharellales; Ceratobasidiaceae
Product: EF-hand 1, calcium-binding site protein
Exons: 8
Coding region: 1-1050 (349 amino acids)
Source: RefSeq, a predicted model, not a curated record
AUGGCAGACUUGCUGGACGAUGACGGUGCUGUUUCUCAAAAGGUGCUUUAUGACGGCCCUGGCGCAGAUAUUCUCCAAAUACUGUACGCCGAGGCCUCCGCCACAUACGUCUCCACAACGGUUGAUCUCCCUCGUGGAAAACGCGUGGAUGGAGGAGUGUGGGCUGGACGAUUGGGCCCGGGAUACGAAUGGCGCUCCUUUCCGGAUGAGACCAAGGAGGAGAUGAAGGACACCUUGGAUGUGGACGAUCAGGGGAACUUGACGUUUAAUGGGUUUAUUCAGAUAUAUCAGUUGCAGACUGAGAACGAUGAAGAAGAGACGUGGAGGGAUCUUUCUGCUCACGGAUUCGACCGAAACCUGAUUCUCGUAUCGACACGAAGAGAAACUGACCACAAGGCCGAUACAUCUGGAAUAUUCACACCAACCGCCCGCGCCGAAACACCCGAACCAAACACCCAAUCAGGACGCCGCAACGCCGGGAAAUCCGUCCAGUUGCUCGACAGCAGCGGAACCGUCUCCAAGAAGUUUGAAGCAGCACUCGCGCACAUUUUCCACAAGUACAGCAAACCGACCUCGGCCAAGUCGUCCUCGACGACGAUCGACAUGAGCCACUCGGUCUCUAAAAUCGACUUGAACAAGACUCCGACGAAGAUCCGGCCCCAGCUGCCUUCGCAAACUUCAGGCGUGUUGACAGAGGCUGGACUGGACGCUUGGGCGCGCGACACGAUGGGCCACUCGUGGUCUGCGGAUACAAAAGAGGAAUUCAAGUCGACGUUGGACGUGAACGAGCGAGGAGAGUUGACGUUUAGAGGGUUUGUUCAGAUUUAUCAGCUUCAGGCGGAGAGCGAUGAAGCUGAGACUUGGCGUGACUUGAGCGCACAUGGAUUCGAUAGGGAUUUGAAUCUUGUUUCGACUAGGCGAGAAGAUGUCGAGACGCCUGUUCCUACGCCACAGGUUUUAAUAUGGAUACGGGCGAGUGAUUGUGGGUUUGGAGGUCGUCUUGCGUUGGCGCCCAUGGAGGGCAUUUUACAAGCUCUUAUAAACAACUAG